Molecule: messenger RNA, 4057 nt
Organism: Acanthochromis polyacanthus (spiny chromis)
Lineage: Eukaryota; Metazoa; Chordata; Actinopteri; Pomacentridae
Exons: 6
Coding region: 1-816 (271 amino acids)
Biological process (GO): angiogenesis; intracellular protein transport; protein localization to plasma membrane
Cellular component (GO): cell surface; signaling receptor complex; membrane
Molecular function (GO): coreceptor activity
Source: RefSeq, a predicted model, not a curated record
AUGCCAGAACUCGGCUUCCUGUCUCCACCGGCUGAGAGAGCCGCUUUCGCUGCUGCUAAACGAAGAAGGAAAUCCCUUAAGAGUGUUUUCACCGGCUAUCUGAGUACGAACAAGAAACUGGGCGUGCUGCCCCCGUUCGCUGGCUUUACCACCAACAUCGGGACAGUCCCACCAGAAUCAGGAGAUGCAGCGCUGCAGCAAUUCGUAUUAUCAUGUGUUUAUGUCAGUAUUGUGGAUUUACAAGCGGCCAACCUCACAGAGAGAAACCAAACAUUCACAUUGUCCACAAACAACAACAAUACAAGGAAACCAAACAACGUCACAUCCAGUUUGUACUCAGACGAGAAGACUCAGAUUGAAGAUGAGCUGGAAAGCAACUACACGUCUGCCGUAAUCACAGAGGAUGACGAGAGUUUCCAGGAGCAAGAAAAUAUAUUUCCAGGUCAACACUGCCAUCAGGAGCUGCUGGCAGAGUCCACUCACUACUGUGGUGAAACUUUUCACCAGGAAAUGGAGUCAAUCAGCCCAGAGAAGUGGUGCAUCCUGGAGAAUGUCAUCAGGCCAUACCAUGAAAUGACAAACUGCUUGGAGAAGCUGACUCGUCUGUUCGGCUGCUACUUCCCAAACCCCGACAUCCAGGACUUCUUCCUCUUCAUCCACUCCACAUACUUCCACAACUGCAGUAAAGGAGGCGAAGGAGAGGAGUUCCUGGAGGACGCUCCUCACAGCCUGGUCGUCGUCCUCACCAUCAUCCCUGUCGGCUUCGUCCUCGUCCUCAUCUAUCUGGUCGUCUGGAUGAGUAAAGUCCAGGAUUAGUCUCCACCUUCAUCGCAGAACAAGUUUAUGAGAAAAUCAUCACAGGUGGUUCAGAAAAAAAUCUACAUUUCUAGAUGUCUUACAGCCAUGAGCUUAGAUUUAGUUGGAGUGUUUUCUGUGAAUUAUACGAGAUAAGUUCUAAUCAGAUAUUUAAGUUUUUGCUCCACCGUUUAGGACUUAUUUCCAUUAAACAAUAUUUAUGUCUACAUUGCCAAAAAAUAAAUGUUUUUAAACAGUUUUUACCUUUAAGUUUUUCAAAUUUUCUCUUGUUUUACAGUUUUUCCCUGUUUUCUCAAUCUACAGCUAAUAACAGAGAAAUUUGCAGAAAAAAUAUUUAUUAUUUUUUUAAAGGCUCAAAAUGUGUAGUUUUAAAAGUAGUAUUUUAAUGUCAUCAUUGUUACUAUAUUUAAAUAGAGCAGAUUGGUUUCCGUUACUAGAAGUAACAGUUAAAUAUUUAAAAAUGUUUUUUUAUUUUUCCAUUUUUUAUUACAGAUAAUAUACAGUAAAAUCACCAGAAUAAAAUAUUAUAAAAUAUUAUUUCAGAUACUGACUUUAAAAAACUCUAAAACUAAUGUCAAGAAAUAUAAAUUUAAAAAAUGACAACAGUAAUGUCCACAUCAUUCAACUCAAAUUGAAACUGAAUUUAAAGUAAGUUCUUGUAUUGUGUCAAAAAUCUGUAUUUUUACAAAUAGUGACUACUUGUUUUUGCAGCGUGCGACCCUAAAAUGAGAGCAUUACUAUAUUUAAGUUAUAUAUAUUUGACAUUAUUUUCAACAAUUUCACCAUGUAAUGUUACACUAUUUCAUCAUUUUUGUUAUGUUUUUUGCUGCUUUUUGAUUAGCUGUUUUUCUUUUUUACAAAUAUUUGGAAUUUAAAAUGCUGUAUAUUAAGGACUGAAAAAUGAUAAAUCAUUUUGUAAUUUUUAUUUGACAGAUAUUUCCUGUUUGGUGAAAGACAUAAGUGUUAUCUCAAAAAAAUCACAGAUGAAAAAAUUAUGAAGGCCACUUACCGGAAACGUGUCUUAAUCAGACACAUCAGAAGGGUUUACAGUGUGCAGACAGUUUGGAAGCAGUUAACAGGUCCAUAGUUUUUACCAAACAGAAGAAUCUGCUGGUUUACUUAUUUUAACCAGGAAUAUUCCUAUCCUCCUCUGAUUAAAAUAUAUGCUUGUGUCAUUAUCAGAUACAAUGACAGUGGAAUCAGAUGCCUUUAUAGUCUCGAGAGCUCAACCCAUAGACUGAAUAUAAAGACGGAUGUAGCAAGCAGCCCUGAACAAGUUGUAACAAAAGUAUUAUCCAGGAAAAAAUGCAUCACCAGAUACUCUGAGAAAUGACUUGGAUUGGACCCAAAAAUUAGAGCAUCCCCAGUUAGAUCCCCAGUUAAUUGAAAUAAACAACCAGAAAAAGCCAAUACAAGGUUUGAAAAGUUAGAAUUAGAGCAUCUUAAAAUUUAAUUCUAAAUCAGCAUUUAAGGUCUUCACUGGAGAUGCACAAAUGUAGUUUUUGUCAUUGCUUCUGAUCCAAUUCAAGUCAUUUAAUAUUUAGUGUCUUUUUCUAAAUAACACACACUUUAAGUAUUGCAGAUUAACUGUAGUACCUGGUUGUGCCACCAGGUGGAGCGUCUUGCUGUUUAAUACUAGAGUGCCUGUAUAUCAGAGUGGCGACAUGACAGGUCCAAAAAAUUUUGGUCACGUGAUCUAUGGGCGCCAUUUUGUUUCCUAUUCAUGAACGCCGGGUUUUCCUGUUAACGUUGUUUACACCGCAGAGAGUAAUUCCAGGUCUUCCAACGCUUCUUAAAUUCCCUGAAAAAUGACGGGCUGUUGUGCCUUUGGGUGCACAAAUCGGUCAGAGAAGGGAUUCCAGAUGUUUAGGUUUCCCAGUGAUCCCGAAAGAAGGAAACUGUGGGAAAAUAAAGUCCGGAGAGUGGGAUGGAAACCGACUUCAUCAUGGUUUUUGUGCCAGAUUAGUCCCAUGUAUGUACUUUCAUGUUAUGAUGUAUGGGUGAAUGACAGAUAGAAAAGUUUGAUGUGAUUUUAGGCAGUUGUGGUUAUUUUGACUUUGACCAUUUUCAUGCAUGGAGAUGUGUUACUGGUGACUGUUGGGUACCGUAACCCAUUAAACUUCAGCGGCCCAUAUUCAGGCCAUCUUGAGAUGUGCAAACGUAUUUUGCUAAAUUGACUGAAGCUGCAAACUCGAUGAUAGAAACAUUAUACACCCAUGGAAAGCUUAGAUUCUCAUGAAUCCGCCGGUAUAAACCACUUUCAGAUGUGAUUACCACAGCGGGUAAUAUAAACACAUUUGUCCAACAAACAACAAAUAACCUAAACAGCACAACUCACCUUUGAAGGCUCAUAACGAGUCACAGAUGAAAAUAUUCAACAAAAAACGGCCAUAAUCCAACCUUGGACAUCCAGACAAAACAAGCGAGUAAAAUAUUUUGUCCAAAACAUGUCUUGAAAUCAGUAAACAAUCCACAAAUAGCUAGUUUUCGUGAAUGUGCACCUCGCGCUGCGCAUCCCAUAUUUGGGAUAGGCUCCAGUAGAGUUCCUGUGUCCUCUAAAUUGUAAAAAAAAAAUCAUUAUUAUUGAUAAGCAAUCAUCCUUUUUUACUUUUGAACGAUGACUAGAAAGCUUAGAAUGUAAAAAUCCAAAUAAAACACAUAGCGCUAAGCAAGUACACACACAGUCACGGGUGCAUUAGUGCGUGGCAUAGUGAAUGGAAACAAAAUGGCGUCAAAUCCCCAGUUGUCGCCACUCUGCUAUACAGGCACUCUAUUUAAUACUACUAUUACACGUAUCUUAAAAUUUCAAAGGUCUAUUCAAGGAGUAUUCGACACAAAGUACUACUUGAUGUCCAAGAACUUGUAGAUUUAAAGCUUAUUUCAGUCCAAACACUACACGUAGUUUUAAAGGUUUAUUCUACUCAAACAGUACUUUCUAACAAGUUAUGGAUUUAAAGGUUUAUUCAAGACCAAACACUACUAUAUGUCCAAGAACUUAAAGUAUUAAGGGUUAUAUCGACUGAAAUUGUAUUCUAUAAGUACCAAGUUAUGGUUGUAAAUGCUAAUUUCAGAAAUACUACGUUCUGUCUGUGAUUUAACUUGGUGACUAAGAGUUACUAUGUGGUUGUAUCAUUAUCAGGUUAAAUAAUAAUGGAAUAUGUUUAUGUUUGCCUUUAGAAUAUCAGAGUUGUACAAGGUGCCUGUGUUUUCUCUCAAAAUAAAGCAGCAUUUACCCUCCAAA